Thamnophis elegans (Western terrestrial garter snake) is the source of this 2874-nucleotide messenger RNA. RefSeq names its product CART prepropeptide (gene CARTPT). The coding region runs from base 2036 to 2371 and encodes 111 amino acids. The record is from RefSeq and is a predicted model, not a curated record. NCBI's taxonomy places the organism in Eukaryota, Metazoa, Chordata, Lepidosauria, Squamata, Natricidae. Gene Ontology annotation, molecular function: neuropeptide hormone activity. Gene Ontology annotation, biological process: G protein-coupled receptor signaling pathway; negative regulation of appetite; cellular response to starvation. The transcript is spliced from 3 exons.
CGCCCUGAGUCCCUUUCAGGGAAAAGGGCGGCAUACAAAUAAAUUAAAAUGAAAAAAUGAAAUGAAUGAGUUUUAGUGGGACAUGUAAACUCUGCCCUUGUGGUUUGUACAUCAUGGUUUAUGGCUUAUAAUAAGAAAUAGGCAACCUGAGUUGCAACUUCCUAUUGUAGGCAAUAUUUAUUUGCUUUGUUUAUUCUUCAGGUUAGCUGUAGGAUUUAAUAUAAAGUCUUUUAGAUUGUGUCCAUAGUUUCAAAGCAAUGAGCUGUAUAAAUUUUUGUGCUAAUUCUCUUGCAUAUUGGAAAAGUAUAAUGAGCAAUUGCCUUAUUAAACUAUUGAAACCAAACCUAGUUGUAAAAAAGAGUUAAUGAGAAAUGGAAAAUAUGAAAUUACAAGAGAUGUAAACAGUUACAUAGAAUUCUUAUUGCACACAAUAAAAUCAUCCUAGCUAAACUAGGUUUAUGGUUACUUGUUUUAUUGCUUGGUACAUCAGCACUUAUUCAGAAUUCAUUUUAGAAAUAAUGUAAGAUUAUUUGGGUUUCCUGUUUGAAUGCUGUUAGACAGCUCCUCUUUGCCUCUUCUCUUUUUUGCUUUUCCCCUCCUACUUUCAUGUUCUUUUUUGAGUGUUACUCUCAGUUUUAAAGGAUACAGCUAAGUCUUAGUAUCAGCCAGAAUCUGAAGAAUUUCUUGCUCUCUCCAAGAUGAGGUGACUUUGGAAUACCAAACUUGCCAUCAACCUAUUCUGUUUUAAGUAGUAGUCAUUUUUAUUUUCUCAGGGCUUUGCUACUGUGAUUUUUUAAAACUUUCCACUGUUUCUCUUUAUUGUCUUUUGUUCCGCAUUUUUAUGCAUCUUUUAUAUAAUAGCAAUCUAUAUUCUACCUGAUGUAAAUUAAUGCUUUAAUUGUUGAUUUUUAUUGUAAUCCAUUUUGUUUUUUAAAAAUAAUAAAUGGUUAUUCCUUAUUUUAAUAAAGAAAUUAACUGAAUUUGGAGAAGCUAUUAUUUUUCUCCCAAAUAAAGCAAAAUGUUCCAUCUGUAAUAUGAUAGAUUACUUAGCAAAUCUGAAAUUUAUAUUGGGUGUGGGUGUGUAUGUGACAAUUUACUAGAUAUUUUUGAUGUCCUUAUUAUACCAUAUUAAAUUAAAAAUUAGAACUUUAUCAUAACAAUUGUAUACACACACACAUUAAUUGUGAGCAUUGAGUCAAUUAUGAGCAUUGACUGCAUGGAAUUGCAUGGAAUUCUUGAGCUAAAAAGGUUGCUCUUCAUUAUAUUAGAAGGUGAAAAGUGAAAUCAAACUACAUUUAUCUAUGUAUUGAUGACAUUUCAGCCCAAACCUCCGCCUCACUUCUUACAAUACUGUUAUGUGAAUCAUAAAAACUAUGGAAGAUGUGACAUCAAAGUAAUUAAUGUCCAAGAGUUCAAUUAAGAUAUCUGGAGCAUUUCUAAAUGGUUUUGGCAGGAAGCACUGACAGCCAGAAGGCUCUGUGUACUGAUUGACCAUAUGAGAUCCAGCAAAAUCAAGCAUAUAGAACUCAUAUAUUACUGGUGUAAAUCAUCUAUAGGCAAUGAAGACAAAGUGGACUGGAUCUUAAUUAUAAUCCAGCAAAACACUGUAAACUAUUGGCUUAAUUAUGAGUUGCUAAUUGGCUGAGUUCACACUUUAACAAACCAUUAUUUAGAAACCAAAAUAGAGAGAUUCACACAUAAUACACAAAAUGACAGUGUAGUUUGUUUGUGGCUAGGUAUGUGAUGUGAACCUGGCAAUUCCGAUACAGUUCUAAGUUUUUGUUAAGAAAUGGUUAUCUCAUAGCUCCUCUUGUAUUUUGUUUUCUUUACCCUCUCAGGCUUCUGUCUGCCCUGAAGGAAAUUAAGAUUUUUGCCUAACUCAUCCGUCAGAUUCUCCCCUCCCUCCCAUCGCCGCCCACCUCCACCGGUACCCGCUGGUGGACUGACGUAUUACAGUGCAAUAAGCUUUGUCAACAGGUGACUCCAACAAUCCGUAUAAAGACUGCUCCGCGAAGCUGAGCUACAUUUCAGAACCAUGGAGAGCUCUCGCUUCUUCGCCCUGCUGGGAGCUGCUUUAUUGUUGCUUGCGGGAAUCCGCGGUCAAGAAGAAGGCGAACUUCAAUCCCGAGGUUUGGAUCUCUAUUCCACCAUGGAAGACACGUCCCACGAAAAGGAGCUGAUUGAAGCACUGCAGGAAGUCCUGGAGAAGCUGAAAAGCAAACGGCUCCCACAUUAUGAGAAGAAGUAUGGUCAAGUUCCCAUGUGUGAUGCAGGAGAGCAGUGUGCUGUGAGAAAAGGUUCCAGGAUUGGAAAACUCUGUGACUGUCCCAGAGGAACAUCUUGCAAUACUUUUCUCUUGAAGUGCUUGUAAAGUAAAGUCCUUCCCUCAACCUCUGGAGAGAACAGAAAAGAAUCAGUUGCCUUGUCUGAAGAAUUAAUCCUGAGUUACGGAUGCAGGUGGGUGGGGGUGGAGAAUGGUCUGUAUUCAUCACAUACAAAGUAAUGGGUGGUGGGAGGGACAUGGGUGUAAGGGAUGUACUAUUGCUUUUAGGAUUUCUUCUUGCCAUUUCUUCUUACUGUUAUUUUCCUUCUUUGUUCCUGUUCUAUUUUCCCCCUAUAUUUGUACAUCAGUGUUCAGAGAAUGAAUUGAUAUUUCCAAAACUUUAUUUUUGAAUGUAGAUGGUCCCCAUGAAAAUUGGCUCUACAAAAUGUAUUUAUUUAUUUUCUUUCAAAUGCAAACACAAGAACAAAUUAGAGGACAAAUACUGGAGUUAAUCAAAUUAACAAUACAUAGGAAUGAUUCCAAGAUUCAAACAUUUUAAAAAUAAAACACAAAUAUCCAUUUCCCAAACAAAAUACACAUGUAUGCCAAUU